AUGCCGCUGUUCAACCGAAACAACACUACCCCCGCGGGGGAUGAUGUCGAAGCGAAUAACUCGACCGGGGAUCAUUCGGGUAGCACCGUCGCCGAGGAUACCGAUCACCUUGGCGAAUAUGUUGCCCUAGACCGGUACAUCAGUACCUAUCGCGACGAGAAGUCGCGAAAGGAAGAUGAUGGGGAUGCCGAAGGCAAGCAUCAUUCCAAGAGGCGGUGGUGGCAGUUCUGGACGAGCGCUGGACAGCCCACAGAUCAAAGCGGUAGACCCGACAAGACUAUUCCCGAGUCUUGGCUUGAGACGGACAUUCGCAUAGGCCUCAGCUCGUCCGACGUGGAAGAGCGAAGGAAGCGUUCGGGCUGGAACGAGCUGACCGCGGAGAAGGAGAAUCUGUUUGCCAAAUUCUUGGGGUUCUUCACCGGCCCUAUUUUGUAUGUCAUGGAAAUCGCUGCACUUCUCGCUGUCGGGUUGGGAGAUUGGAUCGACUUCGGUGUCAUCUUGGGCAUCCUACUUCUCAACGCGUUUGUGGGCUUUUAUCAAGAAAAGCAAGCUGCCGAUGUCGUUGCUAGUCUUAAGGGAGACAUUGCGAUGCGUUGCACGGUGGUGCGAGAUGGACGCGAACACAACAUCCUGGCAAGAGAGCUCGUUCCUGGAGACAUCGUCAUCAUCCAAGAAGGAGAUACGGUGCCUGCUGAUGCCCGCCUUAUCUGUGACUACAAACGCCGGGAGGACUUUGAGGUAUACAAGCGGCUACGCGCUGAGGAUAGGCUCGGGGAGAAUAGCCAAGAUGAAGACGACAUGGAGGGCGAUGAACACCAUGGUCACGCGGAACCCGUCAUGGACUACCGAACCAGUUCCAUCCUUGCCGUUGACCAAUCUGCCAUCACCGGCGAGUCGCUCGCCGUAGACAAGUACCUUGGCGAUAUCGUCUACUACACCACAGGAUGUAAGCGGGGCAAGUCGUUCGCCAUCGCCACCGCGACCGGAACAGACACUUUUGUUGGCCGCACGGCAGAGCUCGUCCAGGGCGCCCAGGACCAGGGUCACUUCAAGGCGGUCAUGAACAACAUCGGCAUGUCGUUGCUGAUCUUGGUCAUGUUCUGGAUCCUGGCCGCCUGGAUUGGCGGGUUCUACCACCACAUCCCCAUUGCUGAGCCAGGGUCGCAGAACCUGCUGCACUACGCCCUUGUCCUUCUCAUCAUCGGAGUGCCAGUCGGUCUCCCCGUUGUCACCACCACUACCCUCGCUGUUGGCGCCGCCUACCUCGCCAAGCAGAAGGCCAUUGUGCAAAAGCUCACCGCGAUCGAGUCGCUUGCCGGCGUCGAUAUCUUGUGUUCUGAUAAGACAGGAACGUUGACAGCCAACAAGCUCUCCAUCCGUGAGCCAUUUGUGUCCGAGGGUCAAGAUGUAGAUUGGAUGAUGGCAGUCGCUGCCUUGGCUUCCUCGCACAACGUCAAGUCGCUGGAUCCUAUCGACAAGGUCACCAUCCUCACGCUAAAGCGGUAUCCAGGGGCUCGUGAAAUCCUGCAGAAAGGUUGGGUCACUGAGAAAUUCACCCCCUUCGACCCGGUCUCCAAGCGCAUCACCGCUGAGUGCCGCCUGGGUGAGGACCGCUACAUCUGUGCCAAGGGAGCGCCGCGGGCCAUCUUGAAGCUCUCCGAUUGCUCAGAGGAGAUCGGAAACCUGUACAGAGAAAAGGCUCAAGAGUUUGCCCGCCGUGGCUUCCGGUCUUUGGGUGUCGCGUACAAGAAGAACGACGGCGACUGGAUCUUGCUCGGCCUGCUCUCCAUGUUCGACCCUCCGCGUGAGGACACGGCGCAGACCAUCAUCGAGGCGGCGUCCCUAGGUGUGCCGGUUAAGAUGCUUACCGGAGACGCCAUCGCCAUCGCCAAGGAGACCUGCAAGAUGCUGUCCCUCGGCACCAAGGUGUACAAUUCGGAGAGGCUGAUUCACGGCGGCCUGGCCGGAACCGUGCAGCACGACUUUGUGGAGCGCGCCGACGGCUUUGCUGAGGUGUUUCCCGAGCACAAGUACACCGUCGUCGAGAUGCUGCAGCAGCGCGGCCACCUCAUCGCCAUGACGGGCGACGGUGUCAACGACGCCCCCUCGCUCAAGAAGGCCGACUGUGGUAUCGCCGUCGAGGGCUCCUCCGAAGCCGCGCAGGCUGCUGCGGACAUUGUCUUCCUUGCGCCCGGGCUGAGCACCAUCGUCCUUGCCAUCAAGACCUCGCGGCAGAUCUUCCAGCGCAUGAAGGCCUACAUCCAAUACCGUAUCGCCCUCUGCCUGCACCUCGAGAUCUACCUGACGCUGUCCAUGAUCAUCAUCAACGAGACUGUCACCACAGAUUUGAUCGUCUUCCUUGCCCUGUUUGCUGAUCUGGCCACGGUGGCCGUCGCCUACGACAACGCCCACUGGGAGCCCCGGCCCGUCGAGUGGCAGCUGCCCAAGAUCUGGGUGGUGAGCAUCGUCCUGGGAAUCCUCCUCGCUGCGGGCACGUGGAUCAUGCGCGGCACCAUGUUUCUUACCGACGGUGGUAUCGUGGCGAACUUUGGCUCUGUCCAAGAAGUCCUGUUCCUCGAGAUCGCUCUCACGGAGAACUGGCUCAUCUUCGUGACGCGUGGCGGCAAGACAUGGCCCUCUUGGCAGCUUGUCGGAGCUAUCCUUGGCGUGGAUGUGCUUGCCACCCUCUUCUGCCUCUUCGGCUGGCUGUCCGGGGCUCCGGAAAUUGACUCUCUUGGAGACUCAUGGCCGCAGCGCGGGGAUGGAUGGACCGAUAUCGUCACGGUUGUGAUCAUCUGGCUCUACUCUUUCGGCGUCACCGUGUUCAUUGCCAUCAUCUAUUACAUCCUCAACAAGGUGUCCUGGCUGAACGACCUCGGCCGGAAGGAUCGUAAGAAGAAGGACACCAUUAUUGAGAAUGUCAUUGGUCAACUGCAAAAGAUUGCUGUCGAGCAUGACAUUGACGAGGCCACGGGCAAGGACAGAUAUGUCUUGGCCGAGAAGGUGGCGGACGAGGAGGACAUCUAG
Molecule: messenger RNA, 3027 nt
Organism: Thyridium curvatum
Lineage: Eukaryota; Fungi; Ascomycota; Sordariomycetes; Thyridiales; Thyridiaceae
Exons: 4
Coding region: 1-3027 (1008 amino acids)
Biological process (GO): proton export across plasma membrane; regulation of intracellular pH
Cellular component (GO): plasma membrane
Molecular function (GO): ATP binding; P-type proton-exporting transporter activity; ATP hydrolysis activity
Source: RefSeq, a predicted model, not a curated record